Lathyrus oleraceus (garden pea) is the source of this 456-nucleotide messenger RNA. RefSeq lists its product as uncharacterized. Bases 1 to 456 code for a protein of 151 amino acids. NCBI's taxonomy places the organism in Eukaryota, Viridiplantae, Streptophyta, Magnoliopsida, Fabales, Fabaceae. The record is from RefSeq and is a predicted model, not a curated record. The transcript has a single exon.
AUGAAGGCUGCGUGGGACACACUGGUAUGGUGUUAUGGCGGUGAUGCAUCAAUGAAGAAGGUAAAGCUUCAGUCUCUAUGUAAGCAGUAUGAGAAUCUAAGUAUGAAGAAUAAUGAGAAGGUACUUGACUACAUCUCUAGAGUAAUUCUUAUCACAAAUGAGAUGAAGUCGUAUGGAGAAACUCUCUUUGAAGAAAGUAUCAUUGAGAAGGUACUUAGAUCUCUUACUCCUCAAAUUGAUUACAUCAUGGUAGCAAUUGAAGAUUCUAAGGAUCUUAGCACCAUGAGAAUUGGAGAGCUUCAAAGUAGUCUAGAGGCACAAGAGUUUCGUCUUCCUGAGAGAAACUCUGAAAUGGAGGUAGAGCAGCAAUCUCUGAAAGCAGCUUCUAAUAAGAAAUAUCAUAAGCAGUCUUGGUCAGAAGUGAGGAAGAGAUUUGAUGGUGUUCAAAAUUCAUAA